AUGAAGAUAUUACUGUAUUUUUUGGUUGUUAUUUCUCUCUCUCUCUCUCUCUCUCUCUCUCUCUCUCUCUCUCUCUCCUUUCUCUCUCUGUAUUUUCCUUCUUUCAGUGUAUUUAACUUCCUUUCUUUUUCAGUUUGGAUUUACCUUUUACUUUAUUUGUUUAUUUCCUUCGCUUUUUCAUUCUUCAAACCUCUUUUUUAUAUUUCUUUCUGUUUUUCUUUUCUUUCAAUUGCCUUCUUUUUUUUCAUGUCAUUGGUUAACCAUCAUUCGCAUCAUAUGUUUAUUUUUUGUUUGUAUGUUUUUUGUAUGCUAUUCGUUUGUUUUUUAAUUUGUUGUGUCUUUCGUUCCUUCUUUCUUUCUUUGUUACUUUCUUUUUUUCUUCUUUCUUUAUGGAUUUCUUUCUUUUUCAUUUCUAUCUAUUUUCCAUCUUAUUCACUCGUCUUUCUUUGUCCUCCUCUUUUCUCUCAUCAUUACUUAACAACCUACUCAUUCACAUUUGUUUUAUUUUCUUACUUUAUUCUGUCUUUUUCUUUUAUAUCAUUCUUCAACGUUUUUCCUUUCUUUCAUUUUAAAUUAUUUUUUUCAUAUUAUUACCUUGACGACGUUCACUUAAUUUGUUUAUUUUGCUUCUUCCUUUCUUUAUUACUUUCUUUCUUAGCAUCCUUUUGUAAGAUUGAUGUCAUAUUUUCUCAUUUCUCUACCCAAAUUAUUUAUUUCUGCUGUUUGGUUUCGCUUGUCAUUGUAUCUUUACCAUUCGUCAAUUUUACGCUUCAACUUCCAUGGGUCUUUUCUUCAUCUAUUAGAUUUCUUCUUUUUUUUUCUAUCUUUUAUUUUCUUUCAUUUUCUAAGUGUUUCGUCAUUUUAUUAUUUUAUUUUUUUCACCAUUUUCUUGGCUUACAAUUAUUCCCUUCUUUUCUAAAUUUUCUUUUUUACUUAAUUGUUCUUUCAUCUAUACAUUUAUUUCUUACUCUUUUUAUAGUUUGCUCGUUCUUUAUAGUUUGCUCGAGAAUACUUUUUGGCAUUUAUCUGUCUGUUUUUCUUUUAUACAUUUCUUUUCUUCACUCUUUCCUUGUAAUUGCAUUCUCCCAUUCAUAA
Acanthosepion pharaonis is the source of this 1095-nucleotide messenger RNA. NCBI's taxonomy places the organism in Eukaryota, Metazoa, Mollusca, Cephalopoda, Sepiida, Sepiidae. The record is from the annotation of a GenBank genome assembly.